This is a messenger RNA of Esox lucius (northern pike), 5508 nucleotides long. RefSeq names its product tubulin-specific chaperone cofactor E-like protein. The record is from RefSeq and is a predicted model, not a curated record. Lineage: Eukaryota; Metazoa; Chordata; Actinopteri; Esociformes; Esocidae. Gene Ontology annotation, molecular function: alpha-tubulin binding. Bases 434 to 1843 code for a protein of 469 amino acids. Gene Ontology annotation, biological process: protein folding. The transcript has 10 exons.
AGUAAAACCGCAAACAUAUUUAGUUGUUUUGUUUGUAUUUUAUAGUCGUUGUUUUGCUUUUUGCUUUUUCUUCUAGGAGCCCAGGUAGAACAGCCGGUGGUCAGAAAUAUUUUUAUUUAUUUGAAUAAACCGACUGCAAAAUAGAAUUGUUACCAAUACAUGUUCAUGACAAUUCAUUGGUUUAUAUGUCAUACAAAACACUGUUCAAGAUGCACACCCAUGCAUACAUUGUUUCACCCCCCACCACUGUUUUAUUACACGUCAUAUCCGGGAUGAGAGGGGGUGCGAUGACAGCUGGAUCAACAAGAAAUUCUCACAGAGCAGUGUCCAGUCUGUCACGGUACCUGCCUGUCUCUCAGCACCCCCUGCUGCCUUUCAUUGGAGUCCAAAGGAGGGUUCAGGCUCUCUCUCCGCCCCUGGCCAGCCAGCCACCAUGGAGCCUCUGCAGGAACGCACAGUGAGCUGUGACAGUGGACUGGCGGAGAGGGACAUUGCUGGAGCCGACCCAGAGGGGAUGUGGGACAGCGGCGCCAUGGACCCACCUGAGCAGGAGGGACGCACCUUCAUGCAAGUGCUCAGUGAGAAGUACAGCCCGGAGAACUUCCCCUACCGCAGAGGGCCCGGCAUGGGCAAGGUGGUGGUUCCCACCCUCCCCCAGGGCUCACCAAUGAAAGAUCGGUUAAACCUUCCCAGUGUGUUGGUCCUAAGCGGCUGCGGAAUCAGCCACGCAGGGGAAGAGCGGGAGAUUGCUGCCUUCUGUACCCAUGUGGUGGAGCUCGACCUGUCCCACAACAAGCUUCAAGACUGGCAUGAGAUCAGUAAGAUUGUGUCAAACAUCCCUAAUCUGGACUUCCUCAACCUGAGCUCCAACCCACUAAGCGAGGUUGUCUUGGAGCCUAGCAGUGCCGAGGCCUUUGCCCGAGUCCGUCGUCUGGUCCUCAACAACACCCAGGUGUCCUGGGACACGGUGCUCGUACUCACACGGGAGAUGCCAGAACUGGAAGAGCUGUUCCUGUGUCUGAACGGGUACACCGGCGUGUCGGCCUGCACGCUGCCGUGCCACACCCUGCGCCUGCUGCACAUCACCGACAACAACCUGCAGGACUGGGCCGAGGUGCGCAGGAUCGGCUCCAUGUUCCCCGGCCUGGAGACCCUGGUCAUGGCCAACUGCAACCUGAGCUGCAUCCAGGACUCUGAGGACACCCUGGGGCGUCUCUUCCCCAAUCUGCGCAGCAUCAAUCUGCACAACUCAGGUCUCAGUAGAUGGGAGGACAUAGAGAAGCUUAACCACUUCCCUAAACUGGAAGACGUGAGGCUCCAGGGGAUUCCCUUGCUACAGAACUACACCAACACUGAGCGCCGGAGCCUGAUGGUGGCACACCUGCCCUCUGUUUCAUCACUCAAUGGCAGCGUGGUGACGUACGGGGAGAGGGAGGACUCAGAGAGGUUUUUCAUCCGUUACCAUGUGGAUUACCCAGAGGACCAACUGCCUUACAGGUACCACUGCCUGGUGACCAAAUACGGAAAACUGGAACCCUUGGCUGAGAUUGACCUUCGACCGCGCUGCCAUGCCGAGGUGGAGGUGCACUGUGAGGAUAUGGUGGAACAGGUGAGCAUUCGCCUGGACCAGACCGUGGCCGAGCUGAAGAAACAACUAAGGACAGUCGUCCAACUGUCAGCCAGUCAGAUGCGCCUUUACUACAUUGACAAGGACAGCGUGUUUGGGCCGGAAGAGAUGAAGUACCACACGAGGGCCCUCCACUCAUACAGUAUCCAGGACGGGGACCAACUCCUGGUGGUACCCAAGACCAGCAAAGGGACUACCGCCACCGUCAAACCUUAACUCCCAAACCGUAACUCACCCGCCGUAGAAAUAACAUUACCAGAAUGGUCUACCCAUCGUGGCAUGUUGGCUUGAAUGGGGAUGCAGCUCCAGUAAUUCUGUUUCUAAGAUACUCCCCUUCCCAAUCCAAAUCUUGUUUGAAGACUCCUUUAACCUGUCCUACAUUUAGCAUUGAGGGUGGGACACAUUAUCAGGAAUAACAUGACUUUGAUUCUUUCUCAUAUUUUUUGUUAACUUCAUUUAUAUCCCCCCUUUUCUCCCUUCCCAAAUGUCAUGCAUAAUUGCAUUUAUGGCCCAGUCUCACCGUAACCACUCCCACCAGAUCCGGGAGAGUUUAAGAUCAUCCAAACCUUCCUCCAUGGCACUCACACCAAUCUGUCCUUUUUUCCAACACUGCUUUUUCAACCCGUAUGUAAGGUCCGGCAAUGCGUGUGAGUGCGCGCCCACUCACCUGGCCACCUGCGUACGUUUUUGAAGGAGCCCAAACAUCCCGAGAUCGUCACUAGAAAGCAAUGAGAACCCUGCUGAACAAGAGUCCCUUCUCCAGGCAGUGUUGGCCAUUUGCAUUGCGCGUGGCCUCUCCCAGCCACUCAUUAGCUAGCGACACACCAUACUAGACUGGUGAUCAGCUUUAUGUUAGGUAAGAGCGCCUUAGGCUGCUGCGCCACCUGGGGGCUCCUCGUGAUGACUCGGAAUGGCUUUGUUAUUUAACGUCACUGCUCCAUACAUGUACACUGACUAAGGCAUAAUGCAUUUUAAUAACCGAGGAGGGAGAAAGGUACAGUAAUACGUAAAACCCUUUGUACAACACCUAGCAACCUUACUAUACUUUCAGUAUUCUAGUGAACGGAUGUGACACCGUACGUGUUAGGCCAAUAGGAUUGUAACGUGAAUCGGGAAUGAUUCCCAUGAUUCAUUUCAGGAAUAUUUAACCGAACUCCAGCUACUACAAUGGCAGAGCUAAUCGUAAAAUGAUUGAAAUGUGAAACGAGGCAUCGGUUAUACAGUAACUGAAAAAUAUAUGGCCUAAACAUGAGAAAAGUGUCCUCACUCCUAGAACGUAUGUGUCUUAUAAGCACAGGAGAUGUUGCACAGUUCUGCUUGUGUAUCUUUAAGACAAUGCCCCAUUGUAUAAUCUGUAGAAUGGAAGAGGUGUAGAUGAAAUCCUAUUUGGUACGCUAUACGUCUGUCAUACUGACUGCUUUGAGUGUACUGGGUCCGUUGUACUCAAGCUAACCGAAGUCUUGAUUGUGCUUUGUCGUCAUUCCCUCAGAAGAUACAAGCUGUACUUUUCAAUGGGUCAGUGACUAGUAUACACUUUACUUUGUUAGGUAACUGAUCCCUCCAAAUGAAAUACAUAUGGAUCAUACAGUGCUGCAUGAAAAUAUUGCUUUGCUAAAUAUGUUUUUGUGUUCUGAAUUUUCUGGCAUUUUUUGUGGAAAUCCUUCAGCUGUCCAGGACAAUUUGCCUGGAUUACAUUUUAACACCUAUUGACACAUUUGCCUCGGUAUCUUAGGCCCUGUUGCAAGCACAGGCUUUUUUUCACCAAAGAUAGUGCAUUGGUUUGUAUGAACUUAGACAUUGCGUUGCUGAUGCGUUUGCCAUGUGUGUAAAGGAACGUGCACUUGGUUCUGUUUUUGUCUUCUCCAGGGCAAAGUUAACUAGGUCAGCAGCCGUUGUUUGGGACAGAAGAACUAAGUAAUUGCUUGGUGUUUCACAGCUGAGGGGCACUGCCACCUUAAAUCACCAUGUAUAGGCUGCUUGGUUCUCUGUUGCAUUUUAAUCUACUGACUGUGUUGUGAUGUGGUAUUAUCUGAUUUUGAAGACAGAAAAGUUUAGGAACUUGCACUUAACAGAGCUAGAUCUAAAUAAAAAAAAACAAUGUAUUAGACUGUAGCAAUAUAUCUCACAUAAUUUAUUGUAUUUAUUUUAUUACGUCACAACAUAUUAAACAUGAAGCAAAGGUCCUUUUUUACAGUAGGGCUAAUUUUUCUAUGUUGCAUUUGCUCUAGAUGACUUCAGUUGCUUACAUAAAACAUGUAUUAAUGCAAGUAUGACUAUGGAGAAUGACAGCAUAAAUGGAUAUACAUUUUAACAAAUAUAAAUUAAAUUAGAUCUCUCUGGAGCUGUUGCUCAUUGUACAUUUAGAUAAUAGUGUAGGUUUAGAUUUAAUUGCCUCCUUUGGUUUCUGAAAUCAUGUUUUCAUGCAGGCUGUAAGCAGAGCUAUUAAUACUUUGUGAAUAUAGAGUGCUGUAUCAAAGGGGAACUGGUAAUCAGCUAUAGGCUCGUAAUGGUAUACGACACUCAUUGCCGCCUUUAACCAAUGCUCCCUUUCCGUUCGUAUCUCCUUUUCCAUGGUUUCCUUUUAUUCCAGUUUCAUUAGUAAGCAUGAACAUAGCACAUUAAUGGAUUCUGAAUCAACUCGUCAACGUACAGUGGGAAUGUCAGAGUUGGUGUUGAAAGCGUUGAAAUUAGCAGUUGAUUUAAAUGUUUGAUUUGAACUCAUGAUAUUUAUUCAAUGUUUUGUGUGAACUGUUUUCCCUUUAGUCUCAACAUACACUAAAUGCUGCUCCAGCUUUGAGAUCACUGUGUUUUAGUGUGAAAGAUCUCUUUGGCAUCUAGACCUAUUCCAGGUAACCACUUCACUCUUGUCUGGGUUCAUUUGUUCCCGGCAGAAGUUAAACUAUUUCUAUUAUCGUGGAUGUGGGUUAGUGCCUCUCCUGCACCUCAAGUAUUGUAAACAUAUCAUGCAGUGCUCCACAUUGGUCUGGUACAGUAUAUCUCUGGCCGUUCUGUAGUUAGGAGUCCUCCGCCCUGUUUGACCUAACCAACUGUAUUCUCUUCAUGAUGGGAUACUAAAGCGGUGUGCCACUAUAAAAAUGUGGAUUUGCAUUGAAAUUAGCGUUAUUUUUGAACACCUGAUAGUACUAGGUGUCUGUGCUCCAUGAGUCCAACUGCUGUAGAGACUGUUUUAUGAUUUUUGGAAUCCUGGAUGUGACACUGUUGUCCAAAGGUUUAUCAAAGGUUUAUCAAAGGUAUAUCUGCGUGGCAGAAAUAAAAUAUGGAACGUGUAUCAUUCAAUGCAGUAUGUAAUUCACCUGGUUACACUGUAGAGAAAUAUCUGACAAUAAAUAGUAGUCUUCUUGUUAAGAUGUAGAAUUCAAUAGUUCACCUAUUGCUUUAGGGAUGAGAGGUGGUGACACAUUGAUGCUGUCUAUGCAGUCAUUGCUAUUUUCAGUCUCCUUUAGUAAGGCUGACUUAUACAUUUAUGUGUUAUUGUUGCCAGUUUCUGUAAAAAAACAACAACAACAAAUGAACCCAUUUCUGCUCAAAUACAUUACAACACAACAUAUCCACAGCAAUGAAGGUCCUGUAUUUAGAGGGCAUGGCACUUCUAGGCACUGCUAUUGAAAUUAGUCUUGAUUGUUUUAAUGAUAAUGUUGAAGAAUAUGUUUGCUUGCACAUUAUAAGUUCAAAAUAUUCAGUGUUAUUUGAAUUUUCUGCUUUCUGCUGCCUCCUCAAAAAAUAGAAGAACAUAACUAGGUUGCUAAAGCAAUUUACCCAAGUAUUAUCCCUAGCUUUGGUAGUAACACAAAUGAAAGGAUUUUGGACACCCACCCUUUCUUUAUUUAUUUUAAACCAUGCAUUAAACAUUUAUUAAACAA